Molecule: messenger RNA, 177 nt
Organism: Mytilinidion resinicola
Lineage: Eukaryota; Fungi; Ascomycota; Dothideomycetes; Mytilinidiales; Mytilinidiaceae
Exons: 1
Source: RefSeq, a predicted model, not a curated record
AAACGUCAACGCUCAGAGCGGCCUCAACCGAACGGAAUAUCGCAAUCGGCGUCGAAAAAGCAGAGGCUCAGCCAUCCCAGCGGAUCCCAACCACCGGCGGCAUUUUGGGAUAACUUAUCGAAGAUCUGGUUGACGAAACGAGCGUUGAGAGAGCAAGACCGAAGAAACCCUCAAGUC